Durusdinium trenchii is the source of this 1497-nucleotide messenger RNA. NCBI's taxonomy places the organism in Eukaryota, Dinophyceae, Suessiales, Symbiodiniaceae. The record is from the annotation of a GenBank genome assembly.
AUGAUCCGGCAGAACGAGAACAUCAGCCCCAAGGUCUUCAACUUGCUCGCCCGCCAACUCACGGCUCUGCAGCAAGAGAAGUUGGAAGGCGUUCACUUUGUUCCCAACCACGAGGACCCUUUGGAUGUGCAGGCCAUUGUCGAAGGGCCGACCCAGACACCGUACGAGGGUGGCUCCUAUCGCGUGAAGAUCGUCAUCGGCGCGGAGUUUCCGGUGCAGCCCCCCCGCGCGGUCUUCUUGACGAAGAUCUUCCAUCCCAACAUCUCACUGAACGGUGAUGUGUGCGUGAACACGCUCAAAAGGGACUGGGAUCCUCAAAACUGGUCUUUGGCACAUGUUCUUCAGGUGAUCCGCUGUUUGCUCAUCGUGCCCUUUCCAGAGUCAGCACUCAAUGAAGAGGCGGGCCGUUUGUUCAUGGAGAGCUACAACGAGUACUACACCCACGCAGCCAUGAUGAAUCGUGUUCAUGCUGCGCUCUUGCCGACAGAGCCCAAGACAGCCGAGAGCACAGAGGACCUGGAACAGGCCAAGAAGAAGGCGCUGAAACAGGAAGACGGGGCAAGGUCAGUUGUAGUUCGUCGCUUUGGCCGCACCCUCCGCAGCAGUUCACGGCCCGACCGCGAAUCGCGGCGCGACACCGGCGCCGCGGCCGAGCGGCCGAUGAGGCCCACACGCUUGAUGGAUGUGAGGAGCAAACCCAGCAACGACUUCACCAGCUUUUUGCUGCGGUGCUACGACUCCCGCAGCUGCGGUGGUGUGUGCUUGCGCACGGUGGUCUUGCUGGGGAGCAUUGGGUCGGUGAUCUACACCAUCUCCGUGCUCACGUACAGUGCUCACAACGUGCACGUGCGCUUCUGGCUGGGGGACCUCAUCAUCGUAUGUCUCUCUAUCUAUUUGGCGGCCUUGCUGCCGGCUUUCUUCAUGCUGAUGUACAAAAUUUGUGUCAAUGCUCAGCGGCGGGUGAUCUUGAAGGAUCCUCGCGCGCGGGGCCAUGAGGAUCCCUCAAGAUGUUCGCUGAAGACGCUGCGCUUCAUCUUCAUGGUGAUGACCUUGUUGGCCUCCUUGGCAGCGGUCCUGGGAUACAUUGUGGUCUCAAACGGCAUGGAUGUGUCAAGCUCCCUGCUGCUGCAGUGCGGCAAGAGCGGGAAUAGCGAAGCUCUCGCGUCCAAGGAUCUCGCACUGGGCGAGUUCCAGUCGGCCCAGAGGUGCACUCGGUCGCUGGACGCCUGUCACGGCUUCGCAGAGGCCUUCCCACCACCUGCGCCCUAUGUCAGCUACCUCAAGGUGCUUGAGUAUGAGCUGGACUGUGCAGGGUGGUGCGGCGCGCACCAGCCCUUCUUCAACCUUCAAGCGGCUACCGGGCACGAAGAGGCCUGCGCCCUCCGCUUGGGUCGGCACCUUUGGACCGUGAGCACCGUGGCGGGAGCUCCCACCAUGGCGGGUGGCGCCCUUUUGGCCGCCUUGGGCUUCCUGUUCUACAACUUUGAGGCCCUCUGA